GUUCAUUAAUUCACCUUCACAUUUCAUUACCGAGCUUAAAAUUCACCAUCUUUAUUAACUUGUCAAUUUAUAUGUUAAACAAAAAAGGUUAACAACACCGUAUAUCAUGGGACUAAACCAUGCCUUUGAAGUUAUCUUUUCUUCUUCUUGUAGCUGCUGCCUUUUUGGCGCCCAGCUUCAGUGCUUUUGCUACAUCACUGAUAUGCUUUGACCACAUUUUGACCUUGUCAACUGCGUAACAUCUGCUCAGCCAUUUCGAUGUCAGGUGUGCCUCGUUUUGUAAGGAUUUUGAAGUGUUAAUAUGAAGGGUUAGAUACCAUUGUUGCACCAUUUCCUUUGCUGUAGUCUUUGACGUGAUCUUUGGCGUGAUCUUUGGCAUUCAAGUAGUGACCACUGCGGUGUUCAGAGCAUGUUGCACAAUUUGUGCUUCCCCAUGGUCUUUCACUGUCAGGAAUAGGAAAUGAAAGGUAAGAUAGAGGAGGUCCUCCUUCAUACCAGCAGUACUCUGUUUCUGGUGUGGACAACCUUUCUGGUAGCAUAGCAGUAGCUGAAACACAUACUGGCUUGGCAGGUCAUUGACCAUAUGUCUGGUUUGCAACUCCCAAACCUCAGUAAAGUAAUCAUAGAGCAAUUAGUGUUAUUCCUUUAGGCUUGCUUUGGCUUGUUUACUACCUUUGAGAAGUGUCAGCCAUAAGGGUCGUCUUUCCUGUAGCUUCUCAGACAGAUCAUUAUUACACCCCUUAAAAAAGUGUAUUUGAGAUCCAGCAAAUGGUGCUUGAUCACAACAACUGAUGUAAACAUAUCUGGCUGUGUCACGGUUGUCUUCAACUUUCCAUAGUCAAUUGCUCCUGUUUCAUCACAUUUGGAGCCAUGCAUAGUAGACGGUAUGCAGAAAUUUGCACGGGCAGUAACCAGGCAUCCAUUUUGUGGCUCUACACGGUUUAGGUAGGAUGAACCACUGCUCCAGAAUGUAUUAAAACCUAGUGAGUGCCGAAACUCCUUUGUUUUGAUAUCGGAAAAGGCAUUCCCACAGCGAUGGAGAUUUUUCUUCGCUUUUUUAAAAGAAUGACAAGUAUUUUGAAAGUGACGUACCGCUGACCAAUGUCAAACAAAUCCCGUAGGUGCAUCCCGGGAGUCUGGCGCGUUCGUUUAAAAAACAAACAAACAAUGUCCCUACCCUACGGGACAAAAUGUUUUUCAAAAAUGCACCGUUUCCCGCAUGUUCCCUGGGUUUUCCCGAGGGUUUCCCGCGGUUCAACCUCGGGGAAAGUCAAUGAUAAGUUCAUAAGCACGCAGUCUUAAAUGUCAGUCAUUUCCCGCCCUUGUUCAGGCCGGUAAUCACACCUAUUUUUUCUUGCCCGCUCUUUUGGAAGAGCUUAUAUGUGAGGUAACAAUUAUUUUUUUCUAUUUAUUAAUUGUUAAUAUUAUAUGACGCCACGAUGAUUUCAUUUUGCGUCAGAGAAGAAAUAAUCGCGUCGAUUGCGCAAAGAAGCCACGUAGAUUGGCCACUGGUAUCAGGCCUACUGGAAUUGAAAAGUUCGACAUUUGACUCAAAUUGAAUUCGACACGAGUGAAACACGAAGAUUGAAAUUCUCAGAGUCUUUCGGCCUCAGCUUGACUUUCGCCAAAAGUCAGAACCAGCAGUCGCACUGGCCAAGAGGAAUGCUCAAAUCAUUACGUCGUCAAUGCAAACAGUUGUUUUGUCAUGUUAAUGAACGUCCCAUGCCUACUACUUAGCUAAAGCCACUUAAAAUUUCAUUUGGAGUGUGUUUAGAAUGCCAAUUGUUUUUCACACACCACUGAAGUGAUAAUCGCCUUUUAUCUCAUGCGGUAUAAACUUGCUAAGUAACAUGGGUGAUAGCCGACGUCAAUGGUUUAAUUUGAAGAUUGUUUUCUGCAAGAUUAAAUCCUUUUUUUUGUUGGUGGUAAAAGGUUUUGACAACGAAUUUUUCAGAAGUGUGUUAAGAGCCAAUUAUUCUCAGUACCCCAGUGUAUCCGCAUCGUAAGAGUAAACGGGUCAAAAAUAGAUAGAAAGUGAGUUUGACAGAACAUAAUGAAAAUCUAAGUCGUGAUUUGCUUUGGUUUUCUUUUAUCGAGGUUUUCCUUGGGGAAGUUUCUUGCUGAGGUCGUGAAAUUGUUUUCAGCAAUUCCCAGAUGAAUAUUUGGCUACUCAAUCUAUGUCUCAGCCUGCGCACCCAAAAUAAACUAAAUUUAUCGUUCAAGCGUAGUUAUCAUAGUUAUCCCAAAUUGCUUGUAAACUUUUCAAUUUUCGUGCAGAUGAAAAUAGGUUUUUGUUCUAGAUAGCGGCGUCAUAGAAUAUGUUCAAAACAUCACAUGAGGCUUUUUUGACGGUUCCCUCGUAAACUAUUCUUUUUUAUGUGUUUACAGGCAGUGUUGAAAUCAUUAAUACUUUCGAGACGAUGACAAAAGAAUCGACACGAUAGUUUGGGUUGCUAAUCAGUCUUAAGUUUAUUUCGUCCAAGUUUUAUAUUUUAUAGUUAUUAUUAUUUUUCCAAUAAACCACGCGAAACAAGUUCGAUAGGAAGUCGUUUGAAUGGAAAACCUGUUGUAAUCGGUCAAUAUAUUGGCUGGUACCUCAUUGCACCCCAUGCGGUAACUAACACAUCCUAUGGCCUUGCUCGACGUUUCACAUCCCUUGUUGUCGUCUGCAGCACUUCUUUUUCUCGGUUUCACGGCAAAUGAACAUACCCGCGGUUUGCCGCAAUGCAGUUUGAAGGCACUAUAACAAAAACAACUUUCUGAAACCAAUUAGCGGGAUGUUUUCCAGGUUGCUUUGAAAAGUCAGGAAAUUCGCCGUUUGGACGUAAAUUUGUGUGCGAUUCCUUCCUUUGUGUUGGUGUGAAAUUCCAAUUUUGCCAGAACUCGAGUUUUGUGUUGGGUAGCCAGUCAAAUUUACAGUUUCCUUUAUUUGAUUAAGAUCGAAAUAAAUCAUUUCAUUUUCCUCAAAACCAAUCUUUUUUCAAUCGCAUUUUAGUUAGGGAUUGUCACAUCGAUGUUAUUUAUUGCGAAGCGGAAAAAAUGCUUAUAUAAAAAGCUAACCCACGCAAAAUAUGGAAAACCGAAAUACAGAAAUAGGCGACAGUAACUGAAUAGCAAACGUUGUAGGUGGAAAAGGUAGAAAGGGCGUUUAAUCAAUAAAAUCUGAAGGCUUCGUCUUUUUUCCGAAAGUUUCUGAUGUGAUAAACGCGAAAAAGUAAUUUUAGAAUCGGCAAUGAAACAUUGGCGGGAAAAUAGGUGGAGAUUUGCAUUUUAGUACCAAACCAGACGACACUUAGCCUAAUUAGAAGUCUAUACGCAGACUUCUUUGUUUAUGAGAAGAUUGCAGAGAGUCUCUUACACAGAAACAUUACUCGCUCCAGGUAAUUUGAGAUACCAAAGGCUUUCAAGGGAAAGUCACAAAAGCAUCAUGUGAAAGGCGAUGAAUUCUGCGAUUCGUGUUGAACGGCGUUGGCGUCUCCAGCGAACCAAAAUUAACAUACUCUUAUCAACAGUAGAUGGGAAACAAUGGAGAGACAAUGUGACUGGCUAGUCGCAGAAUUAUAAUAGAUAGCGUUCUCUUGUUGAAUAAUGAAUUGCAGCAGCUCUCCCGAAUAGUGACAGGUGUUUGGGUUGUAAUUGUGAAAUGUUUGAGCUCUAAACCGUGACGUGGAAGCGAUAAAAAGUAAUUUUCGCUCAAUCAAAAAUGGUCUGCAUUUUGAAGCGCUUCAAAGAUGUUAUCUGUUGUUUUGUAAGCUUGGCUUGAUUUUUCCUGGCACAUGAGAUCGUGCCGCGUUAUUUUUCAACUCUGAGUUAACGAGGUUGCCUGUUCUUACUUUGGCCGCUUCGCCAAGCGCAGGCGAGCACGCUGGGAAAAGAGGUCCAAUGUUAGCUAGGUGAAUAAUGCGUUUUAAAAGUGCAAUGCACUCGACGACGACGAACAAAUGACUUCGAAAUUUUGUACCUGUCAGUCACCAUCGCGUCGAAGGAAAGUUGACGAUGCUUUGUCCUUCGAAAGCGAUAAAGUUACGGAAGAGCUAGUACCGCUACCCAACGGAUUCACCCAUCAACAUGAUAACGGGGAUGCAGAACAUGAAAGUGCGCCUUGCUUAGCUGGCGAUGACUCCGUUGGAGCCGUUAAAAAAGAGCGAAAACGAAGGAUUUAUCGCGUUUGGGAGUACUACCUGCGGCACAACACUUUACACGGCCUUCACUAUGUGUUCGACACCAAGUCGAUUUGGCGCAAAUUGAUUUGGGUCGCAGUCCUGUUAAUCGCUGGUGGAAUGUUUUUCAACGAGGUCAAGGAAAGUAUCAAACAGUAUUUCGAAUAUCCGUUUAGCACAAUUGCUACCGUUGAUUACCCAGAUAAAAUAAGACUUCCGGCCAUUUCCAUUUGUGAUCUGCGCGACAUAAGAAAAACUAUUCUAAGCAAUUCAAACCUACAGUGGCAACGUGAUUAUGACACCGGCUCGAAUUCCAAAAGGCAAAAUUUGGAACCCUCCAUGAACGAUGUUCUUAAUGAAGCUUCCUCCAUCUUAGAUGAAAUUUUAAUUUCUUGUUCUUUGAAGCGAGGUGUUACGUCUAGCAAGGCAGUGCCGUGUGAUAGUGGAAACUUUACUCUCUUCCUAUCUUCAGACGGCCACACUUGCUACACGUUAAACUCGGGGGCUGGCGGCCGCCCGCUUAUAGAAACGGAUAAUGUCGGCCCACUUUACGGAGUAAAUAUGGUGUUGAAUACGCGGCCUCUGGAGGAAGGCAAAAUGUACGGUGGAAGUGGAAUGAAAGUUAUUCUUCACCAGCAGGACGAACUGCCAUUGAAGAGAGUAGGAUUUCACGUACCUCCGGGCUAUGUGACUUUCGUUGACAUGAAAAAGCAAAAGCUUAAAAACCUUCGAGAUCCUUUUAGCACCAACUGUAGCGGAAAAAGUCUGGACUAUUUUCCGGAAUAUUCUCGUAACAAAUGUUAUCUGGAAGGAAUGACCAAAUACGUCACUAACAAAUGCGGCUGCAGAGGUUGGUUCAUGCCAGAAACAACGGAUAAUAUCACCGCAUGUUCAUUGAACCAGACUCUGGAUUGUAUGUGGCCUGCAUGGGAGGAAUACGAGCAAUCCAAUGUUAACAGCCCAGUUGAAUGUCCAGUAGAUUGUGAGAAGGUGUCUUAUGAAGCCCAGUUAUCUGCAACUCUCUACCUGCCUCAAAAACUUGUGCCUUUAAAAAAACACGAGAAACUCAAGCAAGCCAAGCACAUGCCCAAUGACACAGACGGCAUGGUUCAGUUUAUGUUGGACUACUAUGUGGUGUUGUCGUUAUACUUCAGUGAAUUGAGAAUUGACAUUUUUGAGCAAACUCCUUCUUAUGGAUUUUUUAGAUUAGUGGGUGACGCGGGUGGUCAACUUGGCCUUGUGUUAGGAGCUAGUUUCAUCACAAUACUGGAAGUUAUCGACCUGGUUAUCAUGUUUGCCAUCAACUGGUUUCGAUCUAAGCCACCCAACAAAACCACAAAUAUAUCGUGAAUCACGUGCUUGAUGCUCAGCUGAUAUUUUGUUGCUGAUUCGAUGAAACACCGUGUGAUUGUAAUGAAUGUUGUGAAGCAUCUUGUAAAUGGAUGAGGCUGACCCUGAAGUUAUGGAAGCUACUACAGUACUGUGUGCAUGAGGUCUUCCGUUUGGAUAUUCGUUCGAAGGCUGACCGUACAAACAUGCUGAACAUACCCAGUAACACUGUUUAAUGGAUGACAGUAAAAUCUAACUUCAUCAGGAAGUGUAAAGCGUAAGACUGGCCAUUACCAAAAUUAUUUUGAUCGAGAUAAUUUUGCGAAACCUAGAUUGCACUCUAGGCGAUACAUGUGAAUUCCAAAUAUCAAGUUUGGAAACAGUGAGUUGAAAAUUGCUUCAGCUCGGCUAAGAACUAAAAGGGAACUAUCUGCAUCAUCCGUUGAGUUGUCGAAAAAGGCGGGAAAAUCAUCUUAAGGCCUGCGCUCAAAAAAAACAGAUAUUUAGCAAGUUAUCGGGGAUAGAAUCGCAUUAUAGAGGUUGUUGCACUUACCAAAGCUAACAGUGAAGGUAAAGUCCAUUAAAGAAAACUAUUAUCAAAAGUAAAAAGCUGUUAUUUUAGUCUGUUCUUCGUUUUACCUCGGAAACCAGAUCCAAGACUGGGAUUUUUCCUUUCUACAUCUGAGGGAUUUAAAUCUUACAUCUGAAAAUGCAGUUUAAAAUCCGUCAGUGCCUUUGUAUAUUUCUGUACAUUUUGAACUUUUUUAAACUUAGCCAAACGCAGAAAUCACUUCACGCAUUCGCUUCGUCAUAGAAGGGAUAACAUCGCAAAAGUUAACUAAUUCAUUCAUGUUUUUUGUUUUUUUUUUUGAUCAAGUCUUGUGCUGUUAGGCCAGGGCGGACAGAACGUAGUUUAACAGAAUAAAGUUAGGCUAUGGUGAAUCUUGUUGUUAGGAGAUUACUGGAAAAUAAAAGUGCAUACUAACUUACUAGUUAUAAUAAAACCAGUUCUGACAACAUAUAACGACAUUCGCUUGGAAGAGAUCUUUUAGUUUCCUCUCGUAGCUUCAUAAUUCCAAAUACGAUCUUUGCAGCAUUUUGACAGUUGCAUACAAUCUUUUUGGUUUUACCCGUUAUUUUCUGGAGGUAGAUUAAAGAUUGCGAACUUGGCCAUAGCCAAGGGUGAACUGGCGUAAUUAUUUUUAAAUUCGUGAGGAGAAUCGCCGAAAGAAACUCUCUAAGAAAAAGAAAAACACUCCUUAAUAGCAGCUGUCAGUUUGCUGGAGAAAAGCAUUGGCAGAAGUUGGUCGCAAAUAUGUCAAAAGUAGAAAUGAAAGCAGGAGCUAGAAAUAUAUAAUCCUGUAGAUAAGGAAAAGAAGUUCUCUUGCUGUGGUGUAGAAUUAGUCAAUAGAGUAAUUAUAUGUAAAAAAAUAGAAACAAAAUCAAAUAAAUGACGAUUUAUUAAGAAUAUUGAA
This is a messenger RNA of Orbicella faveolata, 6964 nucleotides long. RefSeq names its product acid-sensing ion channel 1C-like. Gene Ontology annotation, cellular component: plasma membrane. The record is from RefSeq and is a predicted model, not a curated record. Gene Ontology annotation, molecular function: ligand-gated sodium channel activity. NCBI's taxonomy places the organism in Eukaryota, Metazoa, Cnidaria, Anthozoa, Scleractinia, Merulinidae. Gene Ontology annotation, biological process: sodium ion transmembrane transport.